CCCCGAAUAAAACCAAGUAACGUCGAGCAUCGUGAUUAAACUCGUUGUCCGAAAUCGAAAAAAAUUGCUUUGCAAAUUUACAAACACCUGUUUUGGUCGUCCAGACGUAUCAGUGCAUCGAGAUUAUCAUCGAACAACUUUCAACAUGCGCGAGACAAUGCGCAACGGUCCGCCGGUGCGCCGCAGCAUGCAUCCAGCGGCAGAAGAUCUGCAGUCAGUAUUCGACGACUUUAGUGAAAAGCCAGAGAGCGAGGGUGACCUCACAAGCAAUCGCACUACAAGCCGAGAUACAGAGACCAGACCCCAGAUUGCAGAAAAGAGGCGCUCGAGUGCGCAUGAUGACGAUCCAUUUGGAGACGAAGGAGAAAACGAAGUUAAGUACCGGACUUUGAGGUGGUGGCAAGCUGGACUCAUCAUGAUUGCGGAGACUAUAUCUCUUGGUGUUCUCUCUUUGCCGUCUGUUCUUGCGACUAUUGGGUUCGUACCUGGUAUCAUUCUCAUCAUUGCCAUGGGAUCGCUAGCUACGUACACUGGCUACGUACUCGGCCAGUACAAGGCGGCGUAUCCGCGAGUCCAUAACCUUGCAGAUGCGCUGGAGGUCAUGUGGGGACCUUUUGGACGAGAGUUCGGCGGCGCUGCGCAAACCAUCUUCCUGGUAUUCGUGAUGGGCUCGCACAUCUUGACGUUCACCAUUGCGAUGAACGCCAUCACCGAAAACGCGACCUGCAGCAUCGUCUGGGGCGUCGUUGGUUUUGUGGUCCUUUGGAUCUUCACUCUUCCGCGAACACUGAAGAAAGUUUCGUACCUCAGCAUCGCCUCGUUUAUCUCCAUCUGCGGCGCGGUCUUCCUAGCUAUGAUCGCGCUAGGAGUUGAUCCAAAGCCAAACCUCAGGCUCGCCGCUACGUACUCACCGAGCUUUGCACCAGCUUUCUUGGCGGUAACCAACAUCAUCUUUGCAUAUGCUGGUCACGUAGCUUUCUUCUCUUUCAUCUCCGAGUUCCGGGACCCGAGUGAGUUUCCGAAAGCACUUUUCAUGCUGCAAGCAAUCGAUAUCACGAUGUAUCUGGUUGUCGCCAUUGUAGUAUACCGUUACGCUGGUGUGGACGUUGCCAGUCCUGCGCUAGGAAGCGCAAGUAAAGUUGUCGUAAAGGUCGCGUACGGCAUCGCGCUGCCUACGAUCCUUCUGGCUGGCGUGAUCUACGGCCAUGUAGCAGCCAAGUACAUCUAUGUACGCAUCUUCCGUGGAACACGCCACAUGGGCUCUCGUACCUGGCUGGCCAUUGGGUCGUGGGCUGGUAUCACCCUGACGCUCUGGGUGAUCGCGUGGAUCAUUGCUGAGAGUAUUCCCAAUUUCAACUCCCUGCUUGGACUGAUAUCUGCGCUGUUCGCUUCCUGGUUCACCUACGGAAUGAGUGGUAUCUUUUGGCUGUACCUCAACCGGGGCAACUACACUGCGAAUUGGAAGAAGAUCAGUCUGACGGCGUUAAACUUUGCUACUUUCUGCAUUGCCGCUGCCAUAUGUGGUAUCGGACUGUAUGCGAGUGGAAAGUCAAUUCAUGACUCUCAGACAGGCGCAUCCUGGUCUUGUAGUCGAUCCUGA
Macroventuria anomochaeta is the source of this 1600-nucleotide messenger RNA. RefSeq names its product amino acid transporter. NCBI's taxonomy places the organism in Eukaryota, Fungi, Ascomycota, Dothideomycetes, Pleosporales, Didymellaceae. Gene Ontology annotation, molecular function: amino acid transmembrane transporter activity. Gene Ontology annotation, cellular component: vacuolar membrane. The transcript is spliced from 4 exons. Bases 146 to 1600 code for a protein of 484 amino acids. The record is from RefSeq and is a predicted model, not a curated record. Gene Ontology annotation, biological process: amino acid transmembrane transport.